AUGACGCUCUGCUGGGACCGGGACACAGUGUGGGUGUGUGGGGAACAGAGGAGCCAGCGAGCCGCGCGAGGACCGGAGCGCAAGGGAAACCAGAAGCGAAACAGACGCGAAUCAGACGCGUGCCACAGGACUCUCGCCUCGGUCCAGCGCGGACUGUGGGAGACCACCGCCAAACUCAGGACCACCACCACCACUACCGCCACUAUCACCAGCACCGUGCGCGACCCUCACCCCCCCACCCCCUCCCCUCCACCUCACCCCCCUCCGUGCGCCCAGUUCAAGUGCGUGGACUGUGGAGAGAGAGAGAGGGAGAGAGGGGGGGGGGACGCGCGUGGCGGCAUGGGCAGGGCAACAAGGCGAUACGGACACACACAUGCACGCGCGCACACGCAUGCACGCUCACAAGCUGUCCCCGUUCAAGUCAAGUUGCCCCCCCCCCCCCUCCGUGUGAAAGGGGAGGGGGGACAGUGCAGCGCCAGUGGUCAUUAUGGAAAAGGAGGCUGGACGCGCGGAGCGGUGGAAGCCAAUGGACUCAGAGAUCAGCGCGAGGGGAGGCGGGAGGGGGGGGGGGGGGGAGGGGAGGAGAGAAGAGCCAAGAGCAGAGGAGAGGAGAGAAGAGCAUCACCGGACCGCAGCAGCGACCGAGAGGCUGCAGGAGGAGAGUCAGAGUCUGAUGUGAACGGGAAACUCACAAACAAGGAACAAAAACACAACAACUCAUCACAACAGACACACAAUAGACACACAACAGACACACGGCAACACAAGAGGAGAAGCAAAGAGGCGAGGAGCGGCAGAGGAGCGAAAGAGGAGCGAAAGAAGAGCGGUGGAUCUCUGAUCAAAGAGCUGCGGACGCGCGGGAAACGAGCGGCAAAGGAGCGCUGUGGUCAGACGCGGACUGUGCAGAGGAGCGUGCCGCCUCAUGACGCUUGUGGACACUGA
Molecule: messenger RNA, 942 nt
Organism: Knipowitschia caucasica
Lineage: Eukaryota; Metazoa; Chordata; Actinopteri; Gobiiformes; Gobiidae
Source: the annotation of a GenBank genome assembly